CUGGCUGUCAAUUGGAGUCACACGGCCGUGCUCUAGGCGCCCGUUUUUAGCCGAAAUGCCCGCAGCGCAACGACCAGCUAAGCGGACUCGCCGGCAAGCAGCACAAGAAGCUACCAGUGAAGCAUCAGAUGAUGCGCCACAGUCAAGCGGGAGAGGCGCGGCCUCAGCCGUCGAGAAUGGCACAGUUGACCUGGACGCGCAGCGGAAGGAGAUUAUGUUGCGCAACCAACAGCGGCUACAAGAGCUGGGGCUUACGAACCUGAUGGCAGACAUGCGACAAGACGUGAACAGUGACGCGGCGAAGAAGACAGUCGCAUCGAGCAAGGCGAAACGGUCCGCAGCCAGCGACAAAGAGAACGGAGACGGCGAGCAGCGGGUUGUGCGGAGGUCGCUUCGCAACCGGGGCCAGGAGCCGGAGCUGCCGCCGCUGCUCGAACCGCUCUUUCGCAAACCCGACGCAGCUGGGGAGCAGCCGUAUUCGGAGGAGGAGCGGAAGGCGCGGCCGCCCCGGCCACCCUCGGCCGCCGCCGCAGACGGCGACGCGCAUAAGUAUGAUUCACACAACCUGCACCGGCUGCGCACCAUGUCGGACGACGCGAUGCUGAAGCGCAUCUACAAGAUCACCAACACGCUGAAGCUGCAGUCGCUGGUGCAGCUGCUGCGGGAGUUCGGGCGGGACCAGCUCGCGGACGAGGCGCAGGCGGCGCUGGACGAGCGCCUGGCGUGCGUGUAGGCGCCACAUUGUGCGUGCGGCGGUUGCCAGGAUAUGACAGGAGCGAUGCUGUUGAGUGUGUGGGAGGCCGUGGGGAGCCAUGGCGGAAUAGGCUGAACCUUGUGAUUCACGCACUGAAAGGUUAGGUCCGCCGCGUGGCACGGGGAUGCUUGCGGGGAUGCAUGCUUGUGGACAGGUGACAACAUUUGCGUACCUAUCAUUAAUUAUGACUGCUUGGGGAACUGUUGCGGUCCGUCGUACGUAGAAGUGUGGUGCGGCGGGCGUAAGACAUCCCGGGCAAACAACGCCUGAACUGGCCUGAAUGGGACCUGAUGGGAGAGACAUGGCGUUACCAGUGAGCCUUUGAUUACAUACAAGUACUCCUUCCUAUGUGGUAUUUGCAUAGGCUACGCGAGCAACAUCAUGGCACCAGCAAAGCGGCGUCCUCUCUUUUGCAAAGGGCUUCGUAAGUCGCGCUGAAGUUUCAAAGGGGCCGGAUUCAGAUCCAGGCAAUUGAUGGGAGUCAGCUCUCCACGCGGGGCCCUAUGGUCGUGGCUAGCUAGUUUCCCACUCAAUUAUAUACUGCAAGGGCAUGAUUCAGCCUCUAGCAUUCCGGGAAAUGCUCUUUAAUCGCGACGG
Molecule: messenger RNA, 1351 nt
Organism: Chlamydomonas reinhardtii
Lineage: Eukaryota; Viridiplantae; Chlorophyta; Chlorophyceae; Chlamydomonadales; Chlamydomonadaceae
Exons: 4
Coding region: 56-733 (225 amino acids)
Source: RefSeq, a predicted model, not a curated record